Suncus etruscus (white-toothed pygmy shrew) is the source of this 1363-nucleotide messenger RNA. It is a transcript of the gene PON1, whose product is annotated as paraoxonase 1. Gene Ontology annotation, molecular function: arylesterase activity; aryldialkylphosphatase activity. The record is from RefSeq and is a predicted model, not a curated record. Gene Ontology annotation, cellular component: extracellular region. The transcript is spliced from 9 exons. Bases 80 to 1147 code for a protein of 355 amino acids. Lineage: Eukaryota; Metazoa; Chordata; Mammalia; Eulipotyphla; Soricidae.
GUACCAGGCAAAUUGACUCUCCUGGUAGUCAGUUGUUGCAUCUAUCUAUUAGUUGGUAGGUUGUAAGUUUAUCUGGGCCAUGGCAAAGCUGAUGAUACUCACCGUUUUAGGUCUGGGACUGGCACUCUUCAGGGAUCACCGGUCUUCUUACCGAACUAGAUUUAAUGUAGACCGAGAAGUCGAACCUAAACAACUUCCUAGCUGUAAGUUUGUUGAAGGAAUAGAAGUUGGCUCUGAGGACUUGGAGAUACUUCCAAAUGGACUGGCUUUCAUUAGCUCUGGAUUGAAAUACCCUGGAAUAAAGACCUUUGACCCGGAUAGCAAUGGAAAAAUAUUUCUAAUGAACAUGAAUGAUGAAGAUCCUAAAAUUUUAGAAUUGAAGAUAACUGGAAGUACAUUUGAUUUGCCUUCAUUUAACCCUCAUGGAAUUAGCACUUACACAGAUGAAGAUAAUACCAUAUACCUGUUAGUGGUGAACCAUCCACAUUCUAAGACCACAAUAGAGGUGUUUAAAUUUCAAGAAGAAGAAAAAGCACUUUUUCAUCUGAAAACCAUCAGACACAAGCUUCUGCCUAAUGUGAAUGAUAUUGUUGCUGUGGGACCUGAGCACUUUUAUGCCACAAAUGAUCACUAUUUUGUGAACCACUACUUGAGAUCCUGGGAGUUAUAUUUGGGUUUGGCAUGGUCCUAUGUAGUUUACUAUAGUCCAGAUGAAGUAAAAGUGGUGGCAAAGGGAUUUGAUUUUGCUAAUGGAAUCAAUAUUUCACCUGAUGGCAAGUAUGUCUAUAUAGCUGAAUUGCUGGCUCAUAAGAUUCAUGUGUAUGAAAAGCAUGCUAAUUGGACUUUAACUCCAUUGAAGUCCCUGGACUUUAACACACUCGUGGAUAAUAUAUCUGUGGAUCCUGUGACCGGGGAUCUCUGGGUUGGAUGCCAUCCCAAUGGUAAAAAAGUCUUCCACUAUGACCCGGAGAAUCCUCCUGCAUCAGAGGUACUGCAAAUCCAAAAUAUUUUAACAGAAGAACCCAAAGUCACACAGAUUUAUGCAGAAAAUGGUACAAUGUUGCAAGGAAGUACAGUGGCUGCUGUGUACAAAGGAAAAUUGCUGAUUGGUACCGUGUUUCAUAAAGCUCUUUACUGUGAACUCUGACAGGGCACUCUGCACCUCUGCUAUAAAAAUUGAGAGCCAAUGUCAACAUCUAGGAGGAUGCAGUGAUCUCAAGUGAACUGUGAACACUGACCCUAAAUUUGAACAUCACAAGGGAUGAGAGUAUUGCUGAAAUGUAAACAGAUAGUUACAUAAGAAUAUCAGAUCAGUCUUAGAAAGCUUAGAAAAACCUCAUUUGCUAAUAAAAUACUGUAUUGG